Molecule: messenger RNA, 591 nt
Organism: Staurois parvus
Lineage: Eukaryota; Metazoa; Chordata; Amphibia; Anura; Ranidae
Source: the annotation of a GenBank genome assembly
UCCCCGGACCCUGCAUUCACUAUAUCCGCUCUCCCCGGACCCUGCAUUCACUAUAUCCGCUCUCCCCGGACCCUGCAUUCACUAUAUCCGCUCUCCCCGGACCCUGCAUUCACUAUAUCCGCUCUCCCCGGACCCUGCAUUCACUAUAUCCGCUCUCCCCCCGGACCCUGCAUUCACUAUAUCCGCUCUCCCCGGACCCUGCAUUCACUAUAUCCGCUCUCCCCGGACCCUGCAUUCACUAUAUCCGCUCUCCCCGGACCCUGCAUUCACUAUAUCCGCUCUCCCCGGACCCUGCAUUCACUAUAUCCGCUCUCCCCGGACCCUGCAUUCACUAUAUCCGCUCUCCCCGGACCCUGCAUUCACUAUAUCCGCUCUCCCCGGACCCUGCAUUCACUAUAUCCGCUCUCCCCGGACCCUGCAUUCACUAUAUCCGCUCUCCCCGGACCCUGCAUUCACUAUAUCCGGUCUCCCCGGACCCUGCAUUCACUAUAUCCGGUCUCCCCGGACCCUGCAUUCACUAUAUCCGGUCUCCCCGGACCCUGCAUUCACUAUAUCCGAAAUGCAAUUAUUUUAGUAAAUAUAAACUGCUAA